AUGGUAUCUGAAAUAACUUUAUAUCGAGCAAAAUUAGAACGUAAUAAACAACGUUCAUAUUCGAUUGAUGAUUUAUUAGCCGAGAUGUCAAAUGGUGGUGGUCCAGGUGGAAGUGGACGUCAACAUAUGCGCCAUUCAAAUUGGUCUAGUUUAGGUAGUCUGAAUAGUUUUGGUGAAUCGACAACAACACCACCAUCAUCCCAAGAACAUACUGGUAGUAGUGGAAGUAAUACCAAUGCUAGUGGACAACAACGUGAAACACUACAUAGUCGAUUUGAUUUUAAACAAACAUUAGGUAAAGGUACAUAUGGGAAAGUAAAAUUAGCAUUAGAUAAGCGUAAGAAUGAACAAGUUGCAAUAAAAACAAUAAAAAAAUCACGUAUUGAAAAUCCACAUGAUUUGGCAAGAAUUCGACGUGAAAUUGAUUUUAUGACAAGCCUUAACCAUCCGUAUAUUAUUAAAGUAAAAGAAGUUUAUGAAAGUCGUGAAAAAAUUAUUCUGGUUAUGGAAUAUGCAAGUGGCGGAGAAUUAUAUGAUUAUCUUAAUCGUAUGAAACGUAUACCAGAAUCUCAAGCACGAGCUAUUUUUCGACAAAUAGUUUCAGCUGUUCAUUUUCUUCAUAAAAAUCAAAUUGUUCAUAGAGAUCUAAAAUUAGAAAAUAUUCUAAUUGAUCAUAAUGGUGAUAUCAAAUUGGCUGAUUUUGGUUUAAGUAAUAGUUGGUCACCUCGUCGACUAUUACAUACCUUCUGUGGAUCACCAUUAUACGCAUCACCAGAAAUCGUUUCCGGUAUUCCAUACUAUGGUCCUGAAGUUGAUUGUUGGUCGUUGGGUGUUUUACUCUAUACCCUUGUUUUUGGUUCAAUGCCCUUUCAAGGUGGUGAUUAUAAUCGACUCGUACGGAAUAUAACUUCAGGCGAUUUCAUACAACCUCGUGAACAAUCAGGCGCCGUCGGUCUUAUACGUAAAUGUUUAACGGUAUUACCAUCAAAACGUUUUACUAUUGAUGAUAUUGCGACCCAUUGGUGGGUUAAUCUUGGCUAUAAAUAUCCACCUGUUCAUUAUUAUCUUACACCGUCAAUGAAGCAAAAUGGGAUGUUUAUGCCAUCACCAGAUAUACCAGCAAUAUCAUAUGAUGACUCAGCAAUAAAAACUACUCGAUCUAGUUCAAAAACUGUUAAACCUUCUGCACCUGUUUAUUUUCAAUCGUUACCGGUACAAAAUGGUCAUCAGGCAGAUGUUGAAAUGAACUCGAAACCAAUAACAAAUGGACAUAAUUUAAUACAACGAACACAUCGAUUGAGUGCACUUUCACUUAUACAACAUUGCUUGAAACCCGAUGCUAAUAAUCGUGCUACAACAAAAGAUAUUCUUCGUCAUAAAUGGUUAGCACAUGGACCUGUUCUUUCUAUACAAUUCAAUUCAACAACAUCAUCAGCUCUUUCACUUACUGAUCAAAAAAUAUCAAAUAAUUAUGAUACAAACCGUUUACGACCAUCACAACUACUAGCAACAUCAACAGCAACUAUUGAAAAUUCCAUAUCACCAACAAAUUCACUUGUUGAACUUGAACUUCAUACAAGUUCAUUUUUUGAUUCAACUCGUUUGCGUGACAAUUCAUCAGUAAAUAAAGAACAACAACGACGUAAUCGAGUAUCAGCAAUACCAAUAUCUACACGGUAUCUUUCAUCAAAUAAUACUAAAACAGAUUCAUCUUUAUUAUCUCGUCCUACAUAUCGACGACCAGUAAGUUUAUCUCUUGAUGAUCAACAUUCAACAAAUGAAAAAUUACAAAGACAAUCUGUUGAUAAUCGAAAUUCUCAUCAAACAGUUUCAUCAUCAUCAGCAGCAACAACAACAACAACAUAUGAUAAUAAUGAUCGAUACCAUUCAUUACAAACAACACAUCCACUAACAUUACCUUUAUCAUCUGAAUCAUCAACAACAAUAACAACACCAUCAUCAUUUCUUAUUUCAAAUGAUUUUGAUUUAACAUUAAAUGAUCUUAAAUGUAAAACAAUUUAUAAAUAUACAUCACCAGCAAAAACUGAAUAUAAUGCUACACCUCAUUUUCAAAAUUCAACAACAGCUGUUGCACCAUCUGUAUUUACAACAUCAGCUAUUAAAUUUGCUCCUGUACCUACUCGACGUAUAAGUCCAUUGAAAGAUCAGGAAAAUAAUUCGUCUAAAAGUACAGCACGACUAUUAAAUAAUACUACUUCUAAUCCGUCUUAUAAUAAUGAUGAUAGUAUCAAUAUUGCUUCUACUACUACUACUAAUAAUAAUAAUAAUAAUAGUGAACAACUAUUAACUACACUUGAAUUAUCAACACCAUAUAACAUACAUAAACAUCGUUUACUAGAUGAUAAUAAUAAUUUAGUUUCAUUAAAAGUAUAUGAGUAG
Molecule: messenger RNA, 2400 nt
Organism: Rotaria sp. Silwood2
Lineage: Eukaryota; Metazoa; Rotifera; Eurotatoria; Philodinida; Philodinidae
Source: the annotation of a GenBank genome assembly